Messenger RNA from Tilletiaria anomala UBC 951, 1125 nucleotides. RefSeq lists its product as uncharacterized. Gene Ontology annotation, molecular function: RNA binding; protein binding. The coding region runs from base 1 to 1125 and encodes 374 amino acids. The record is from RefSeq and is a predicted model, not a curated record. Lineage: Eukaryota; Fungi; Basidiomycota; Exobasidiomycetes; Georgefischeriales; Tilletiariaceae. The transcript has 5 exons.
AUGCACAAGGUUCACGGUGCUGGAGGCAAGCGCUUCUUCGACGCCACCAACCGUGCACUUGUCGAGCCGCUCACACAAGGCGCAGGGAUCUGCAAGGGCCGGUUCCAGAGGGCCCGCCUUACCGUCGGGGGCAUGGCCGUCAACAUCGACGUUGCAUUUAGUGCCGUUCUCAAAUCUGGCAACAUGCGCGAUGUCGCGGCGCAGACUCUCAGCAAGGGAGGAGGAGCCGGCUAUGGCGACGCAGAUUCGCGCCCAGCACAGUUCAAGGGCAUCUCCGAUGAUGCCGCAGCCAACAUGACCUUCCAGAAGGGUGGCAAGACAGCGAGCAUCGUGCAAUACUACCGCAACACGUGCAACGUGAAGAUCAGAUAUCCGCGUCUUCCUUGCAUCGACAUUGGUGGCGGCGGCAACUACAUCCCGAUGGCGCUUUGCAUCAUCUCUUCCGCCAUGACGCUCCCUCCGUCGUUUUCGCCGAUGCAGAUCGUGGACAUGAUCAGGCUGUCCGCACAAAGGCUGACUGGCCGCCAGGCGUGCACAGCCUUGAUCCGCGCCGAGCUUGCGCGCGAGAAGAGCGACCCCGUCGCUUUCAUUGACUCGUCGAACAGGCGCAACAGUAAUCAGAUUCGCGCGCAGCUCAACGCGGAUAGCCGUGCAUCGCAGGAGAUCAUCUUGAAAGCUCAAGGCAUCAUGACGGACCAUCUGGCCGGAUGGCACAAGUCCCAUAGCAAAAAGCUUCCCAGCAGCAUUCUCAUCUUCCAGAAGGGCAUAUCCGAAGGGCAGUGCAGCACUGCGCACGCAAGUCAGCCUCGUCGACAUGGCGUGCGCCCGUCGAAUGACGUCGGCCUGCACGAUGCAAUCGGCUUCACGUCCGAUGAGCUCCAGCGCUUGAUGAACUCGCUCGCCUUGGCGUACUGCCUUGCCACGCGCUCCGUCUCGAAGAGUCCACUGAGCUACUAUUCGGAGGUACUCUGCGAAAAGGCGCGCUUGCUCGUCUGCUCUGCAGCUAGCAGCAGCGCCGCGGGCGGGAGCGGCGUGCAGCAGCCUGCUUCCAAGCUCGACGCCAUGGAUGCGCUCAGCCCGAGACUGAAUUCUCUGAGAGCAGCUUCGUUUUUUACCCCCGUAUAG